CGCCAUUGCGCUUUCAACGUCUCCGUUAGAGGGCAUUGUUGAUGCCGAAGGCGGAGUGCCUGGUUGAGCUCAGUCUCAGCGCUCGUGCUUCUCUCCCUGGAACACAUUUUUUGAACUUCAGGACUACGGAGGAAGCAAGCGGGAGUGGAUGACUUGCGAUCAACUAGGCUUAAUUUUCAGUGUUCCUUUUGAAUUCGUGUUGUUGAUGUCCUGUUUUAUUCAGAAGUUAUCGAUGAAAUAACACCGCGUUUAACAACUUGAAUGGAAUUUGGAAGUAAUUGUUGCAAUUUACCAGACGGAUACAAUGUGACUGCUCCGAACCAAAUGAGUAGGUUUACUGUGAAGGAUUGUUGUCCGGUCUGAUCAGGUGAACUGCUAAAUAACAUGGGUAAACUUCAAUCAAAACAUGCUUGUAAACGUAGGGAGAAUCCAGAGGGAGACAGUUUUGUUGUAAACGCGUUUAUAUCAAGGAGAGGGGCUGAAGAAUGCGAGAGGUACAACGCGUCGGAACACAAAUUGAAGAACAUCCAGGAGAUACCAAGCGGCCGGCUGAAGGAGGGUCCAUUCCUACAGCAUCACUGUCCCCUAGAGGUGGUGUUGCCCCCAGAGAAGGCGGAGGGCUGUGAGAGCCUCCUUCAGUACCUCCAUGCUGAGGACGGCGAGCGAGAGGCCCAGAGGGAGUCUGCCAAAGGGAAGAAGCGCAUCAGUCUGGAUGACCUGGAGUGUGAUGUGUCAGUGGAGGAUGAUAAUCGUCAGGAGUGGGUCUUCACCCUUUACGACUUUGACAACAGCGGGAAAGUCACCAAGGAGGACAUGUCCAGCCUGAUGCACACCAUCUAUGAUGUGGUGGACGCCUCGGUCAACCACUCAGGCCACAGUAAGAGUAAGACACUCCGAGUGAAGCUGACGGUCACCCCAGAGCCCAAGACACGGCGGAGAGAAACCAUCAGCUCAGGACCAGAGCGAGAGGCGGGGCGAUGUCACGCAGAGGAGAACCGCAAACACUGCUCUCAAGUCAGAGGCCAGAGCAGCGACGCCCCAGAGGGACAUCACUAUUGUGUGGAUGAGAACACUGAGAGGAGAAAUCACUACCUGGACCUGGCUGGGAUUGAGAACUACACCUCUAGGUUUGAAGCGCCCCCAGAGCAGCCCACGCCGCGAGGCCCCCACCCCCAGAGCCGCUCUCGCUCCCAUGAGCCCGAGGCCCACGCCGCCCACCAGCGCCGCUCGCAGGUCAUCGGGGAGUACUGCACCCCUGUGGAGCCCCGCAGCAGUAGGGGGCCCCAGUUCCUCAAGUCCCCCAAAGGAGCCGGCAAGUCAGGAGUCAGUGGAGGAGGGGGCAAGUCGGGCAGGUGCCACGGCUACCACGCGCCCCUGCACCAUAGUGCCUCUGCGGGUUCUCACGGCGGCCAGGACGUGUACCACCUCGCCCAGCAGAGCCAACCCCAGACCGUGCUCCACCACCAGCACCCGCUCCAGCACAGCCACAGCAAGCGGCUGCGGGCCAAGACCCGAGAUGGCCUCUCCCCGGCCAAAGGCCCCCAGCAGCAGCAGCAGCAGCCUCCCCCCCCCACGCCCCCAGGCCUGGAGCGCGAGCAGCAGCCCCCCAUCCUGCCCGGCAGCCCUGGGUUUGUGGUGCCGGUGGUCCAGCGCCACGAGCACCACCACCACCACGAACACCACCACCAUCACCACUAUCACCACUACCACCAGACAUGACCGCAUGUGGCUCACACUCAUACUCACAACACUCACACACACGUACUCACACACACAAAGAACCACCAGAAAGCAGCUGAGGGCAUGAGGACAUGAGGACAUGCCUGGCUGAAAGACAAAUCAGCCCAGGGGACGACGUAGUCCUCUGGUCACCAAGUCUGCUUUGCUCACACUCGCUGAGACGACAUGACUUGGCUUCAGCCAUAGCAAACUGUGGAUACCAGACUGACAGGAGUGCUAAUGGUCCAUAAUAAACACUUUAAUUAGGACUUUCUAUUGGCCUAGGCUAGCAGAGAUUUCCAGCUGUGUAUGAAGAUGGAUCAAUGGACUUGCACGCCAUGUUCCUUUGAUGUUGUCGGUAGAUUUGUUUGUCCUCUUUGAGGUUGUACGAUUGACCUCAGAGCUUUUAUGUAACACUUUCAAUGAGGCCAACACUUACUGCAUUGUAUACACAUUUAUACACUGAAUCAUAACAAAAGCUAAUAUGUGAUUACAACAAAAGAAAAAAGCUGAAAUUAAUCUGAUUGUGUAAACCCUCAAUUCCACACAUUGGGACAAUAGUUCAAGAUGUGAUGAGCUCAUGGUCAGGCAUAUUAGAGGGUCUCUGCUGAAAGUGUGCUGGCUUCAUUGAAAGCGUUGCCAUGGUUCCUAAGUGUGGGUCUCAGGUGAACGGUGCUGCUCGUUAGCUUCUCUCUGGAAAGGCUGCUUCUCCCCACAGGGUCCCUGCUGCUGAGAGAGGGGCUCCCCCUCCUGGGGAGGACAUGAAAAUCACCACUGCCAGUUUUAAUGCAAAAUAACUUCUUAUAUAUUAUGUGUCAGAAAAUCUAUAUGAAUAUAUACAAUUACUGUAUAAUUGUACUGCAUAUGCAUAUUUAUCAUGGUUUAUACAUAUGCAUAUAUGUCCUUUUUGUAUAUUUUAAUAAACAUUUACACUUCAUGCAUGGUAGUCAUGACGUAUCAUUUUUC
Molecule: messenger RNA, 2685 nt
Organism: Clupea harengus (Atlantic herring)
Lineage: Eukaryota; Metazoa; Chordata; Actinopteri; Clupeiformes; Clupeidae
Gene: nkd2b
Product: NKD inhibitor of WNT signaling pathway 2b
Biological process (GO): negative regulation of Wnt signaling pathway
Cellular component (GO): cytoplasm
Molecular function (GO): calcium ion binding
Source: RefSeq, a predicted model, not a curated record